This is a messenger RNA of Cooperia oncophora, 414 nucleotides long. The record is from the annotation of a GenBank genome assembly. NCBI's taxonomy places the organism in Eukaryota, Metazoa, Nematoda, Chromadorea, Rhabditida, Trichostrongylidae.
AUGAACUCCUCCUCUAUUGUGUCACUAUCAGUAUUCGUCAACUCCAAAAUGUCGUGUGUUUACCAACCCGUGAAGAAGAAUACGACAAUUUUUAUAUUUGCAUCGGCAGCAAACGCCAUGGUCGAGACUCGCUUGAGAUCACCAUCUGGGGAAUUUUCUAUCGAAAAGGGAGGCAAUGAAACCAAAGUCGCCACUUUUCAUAAUGCCACUGAAGAAGGUGAUUACGAGAUUUGCCUUGGUGCUUCAAUACCAUCAAAAGUCUUUCUGUUCUUGCUAGCAAAUGCACAUGGAUCUCAUAUACUGAACUUUGAACUAUGGAACGCCGACGACGAGCACAUUCACAACGACAUCAAUGUAUGUGCACAUCUCACGCUUUUGUCCACUCGAUCAGGACUUUUUCAAUUUGAAGCCUAA